UUUCUCUCUUUAGUCUUUCUUUGACCAAGACUUUUUAUCUUUCUUUGAUAAGAAACCACCUGUCUUAUUACUAGAUUUCAUCGAUCAUCCACUGCCAUGGCAGAGGCUACAACAAUGGUGUUGAAAGUAGACCUCCAGUGCUACCGCUGCUAUAAGAAGGUCAAGAAAGUGCUCUGUAAAUUUCCAGAAAUAAGAGAUCAGAAAUACGAUGAGAAGGCAAACACUGUGACGAUCAGUGUGGUAUCUAGCAAUCCUGAGUCUAUCAGGAGCAAGAUAUGCGACAAGGCCGGUUGUUGCAUUAAAGGCAUUGAGAUUAAACCUAAAGAUAAACCUGCUACUGAUAAGGAUACAAAAACAACAGAGAAAGAUAAAUCUGGCAAGGAUAAAACUAAAGAGCCUGAGAAGAAAGAAUACCAAACGAUUAACAUAGUAGGGAUAUUUUGUAAGGAAUGCCAUAUGUGGCAUCGAGAAGGGCCGUGCGAGAAGAGUAAAGGUGUUCCAUUCAAACUCGCAUGCAAUGAGAAUUGUGGGAAAAGAGUUUGGUGUGGUGGGUGUGGCGGUAGUGGGUGCAAAAGCUGCUCAGGUCAUGGGUGGAUCAGCUGGUAUUGUAGCAAUUGUAGCAGCAAGCCUUGUAAAGGGUGUGGCAGCUCUUCCUGUAGCGGAUGCAACGGCUUGUCUUGGUCUUGUAGUGGGCACGGCAACUGGCACUGUAAAGGUUGCGGCAGCUCUUCUUGCAACGGCCGAUCUUGCGGUGGGUGCAACAACUGGGCGUGUAAAGGGUGCGGCAGCUCAUCCUGUGGCGGGUGCAACGGCUGGUCUUGUAAAGGGUGCGGCAGCUCUUCUUGCAGCGGCUGCAACGGCUGGUCUUGUAGUGGAUACGGUAGCUGGUCUUGUAAAGGGUGCGGCAGCUCUUCUUGCAGCGGCUGCAACGGCGGGUCGUGCAAGCGGUGCGGUAACUUUUCCUGCACUGGUUACAGUGGAUGUUCUUGCGGUAGGUGCACAAGCUGUUCUAUAAGCCGAUGUCACUACGAAGAAAGAUCAAGUUGUAUAAUAAUGUAAGAUGCUACUGCCUGCGACAAGAAGAAGAAGAAGAAGAUUGUAUGAAGUUUCCUUUUUGCAUGUGUUGACGUGAGCGUGUGUCAGGUUUCGCAGUAGAAGAAAGAUCAAUAAAAGUUGUGCUUUGGCUUUGUCGUUGGUUGAUCACUGUAUGUAUGUUCCUUUCCAUGAUUCCUUGUGUUGUUAUCGUUUUAUCAAUAGUAUAUUUAAUAAAAGCUUAUCACUUUUUUA
Theobroma cacao (cacao) is the source of this 1287-nucleotide messenger RNA. The record is from RefSeq and is a predicted model, not a curated record. NCBI's taxonomy places the organism in Eukaryota, Viridiplantae, Streptophyta, Magnoliopsida, Malvales, Malvaceae.